GUUUGUGUUUUGGUUUGAAUUGUAGCGAUUGGAUUUUUUAUUUAAUACAAAUAUUAAUUAUUAAGGAAUAAUGACGCUUACAGAAGACAGAGAAAUUGAUAUUUUUGUUGGUACUAAAAUAGGAUCAUUCAAACACAUAAAGUACCACACAGAUCUUACUAAGAACAAUAAGAAGUUUAUAGAGAAUUUAGUGGACAUCAAGUCACUGCAGAAAGAUGAUGGUGUCACAUGCAUGGCUUGGGGUAACCCAGGACAGACGGAAAUAUUGCUAGCAAAGAAAAAUCAACAAAUACAAGCUUAUGACACCCUAUUAGGGUUCACCAAAUCAUACACAGCGGACUUUGGCUCCGGCCAUGUGGUUGGUUUGGGACGUUGUAAGAGGAGACUGGUGGCUGCGUUGUCCAGCGGUGUGGUGAAGAUAUGGAGCAAGAAGCAGGAGGAUGUGCUGCAAGUCGGCAAGCUGGACUGUAUGAGGCUGUGUGCAGAAGAAACUUCUUUGUUUGCUACAGGUGGCGAAGAGAAUGACCUCAAAGUGUGGCGUAUAGGCGAACCAGAGCCAAUAUUUUCAGCCAAAAACUUACCCCAUGACUGGCUGCAGUUGCGCCGCCCUGUCUGGGUAAAUUCCCUCACGUUUCUCCCCGGAGAUGGGAGUCUUUUGGCCGCCUGCUCCAGACAUGGAUGUGUGAGGUUGUACGACACUCGGGCGCAGCGAAGGCCCGUUAUCAACGUAGAGUUUACGAUGGCCGCUACCUGUAUCACGCCCAGUUUCGAUGACAGACAAGUUUUGGUCGGUUUUGGCCGCGGCCAAAUGCAUCAAGUCGAUCUGCGCAAUUCCCGCCCCGACAAGGGGUACAAAGGUUGCACGGGAGCUGUCACAGAUAUAACCAUCGUACGGGAUGCUAGACUUGUAGUCAGUACAAGUCUAGACAGGCAGAUACGCGUGCACAAGUAUGAGACCAAGGAAUUGUUGUAUAAGCAAUACCUUACUUCCAAACUGACCUGCGUACUGGUGCAGACAGAAACAUCCACUCCUCUAAAGAAAGAAGCAGAAGUAAAAGAAGAGAGCGAGUUGAGAGAAGAGAAGCACACGGAAGAAGCGGCAGAAGUUGAGGAAGACGAUAUGGAUAAGUUGUUCGAUGAUAUGGAGACUGUUGGAGAAAAAACAAGAAAGAAAAAACUGCCAAUUGAACCAUCUCAAGCGAAGAAGCAUAAACCGUCGACAGAUGGCAGCACGAUGGCGCCAGAAGAGGAAGAAGACGCCAUCUUUAACUUGCUGCGAAGCACAGAGAAGCAGAAGAAGAAGCGCGAGAAGAAGAAAAAGGAGAAGAAGGCGAAGAGUGUGUUCCAUAAUGCGUAGAAUAAAUGAUGCAGAC
Messenger RNA from Chilo suppressalis (striped riceborer), 1373 nucleotides. Lineage: Eukaryota; Metazoa; Arthropoda; Insecta; Lepidoptera; Crambidae. The record is from the annotation of a GenBank genome assembly.